ACUGUACACCUAGGUGGGUGAGAAUUUGUGAACUAGAAAUUAGAAAUAGGUUUCACUCUCUCACACUACCGUCUAUCUGCUCUCUCUCUGUCUCACUUCGCUCUCCCGUUUUCACUCUCUCUCCGGUCGCCCGUGGCCACGGCCUUGUCGCCUCGGACCUCUCCGUCCAAGCGCCAAGCAGGCAGCACUGCAGCAGUGCGCCGCCCCAGCCCUCGUCCCGCCUCCUUCGGCCUCGUGCCUCCAUCCGGUGACUCCGCAGCAGAAGCAACUUGCAACGCCCAAAUUCCCAACGAAAGGUGAGGGGGAAGCUGGAGUUUGAUUAGGUGGUGCAGAUUGGAUUUUGAAUGUCGACGGCGCUCAGAACUAUACUGCGUUCCACUGGAGCUCGUCUCCUACGGAACACUGCCGCCGCACCCGCACGCUCUUUCUCCGAUCAACCUCGUGAACCCAUUCCCGACCGCCCACUCAGAAAUCAAUCCCGAUCUUCAUCUCGCCCCCGGCAGACCUUUGGGGCAGAAACUGAUGCUGAUUUUCUUGAAAGAUUCAAGCUUGGGCUGGAUAGCGACAGCAGUAAAGAAAACCCUAACAAGAGGGAGAGGGAGCCAGUCGCAGUCGAUAAAGAUAGUGAUAGCGUGGAUGCGAAUGAGAUAUUCAAGAAGAUGAAGGAGACGGGGUUGAUCCCCAACGCCGUGGCUAUGCUUGAUGGUUUGUGUAAAGACGGGCUGGUGCAAGAUGCAAUGAAGCUUUUCGGGUUAAUGCGCGAGAAGGGUGCCAUUCCGGAGGUGGUGGUGUACACUGCUGUGGUGGAGGGCUUCUGCAAGGCGCACAAGUUGGACGAUGCAGUGAGGAUUUUCAAGAAAAUGGAGAGCAAUGGAGUCGUUCCUAAUGCCUUCAGUUACCAGGUUUUGAUUAGGGGGCUGUCUCUGUGCGGUGAGAAGAGAUUGGAGGAAGCCCAUGAGUUUACCAUUGCCAUGUUAGAGGCUGGCCAUUCGCCGAAUUUGGCUACUUUCACGGGAUUGAUUGAUGGGUAUUGCAGGGAGAAAGGUUUGGAAGAGGCUCAGCGUGUGAUUGGGGAAAUGAGGCACAAGGGGUUCUUUGUGGAGGAGAAAGCAGUUAAGGAGUAUUUGGAUAAGAAAGGGCCCUUCUUGCCCGUGGUGUGGGAGGCGAUCUUGGGGAAGAAGGCCUCCAACAAGUCUCCUUUCUGAGGGUUUAGCAGUCAGCUGUUUUCUUUGGUAUGAAUAUCAAUAUCUUGAGCUCAAUAGAAUGUUUUACUGUUUUGUUAUCUGUUUAAAGAAUAUGCAUUUCAAUUCAUUACCAGCUUUUACUCUUCUCAGAUGCAUCUUGUUUAGUGGAAUGAUUGAAAAACUAUGCAUAGAUUUAGAAUGAAACUCACAUGCUCUUCUCAGUUUCUUUGUUUCACAUCAUUAUCAUACUUGAAUAAAUAAUGUUGUUUCUGCUGCAAA
This is a messenger RNA of Salvia miltiorrhiza (redroot sage), 1463 nucleotides long. RefSeq names its product pentatricopeptide repeat-containing protein At4g38150. Gene Ontology annotation, molecular function: protein binding. Lineage: Eukaryota; Viridiplantae; Streptophyta; Magnoliopsida; Lamiales; Lamiaceae. The record is from RefSeq and is a predicted model, not a curated record. The coding region runs from base 345 to 1205 and encodes 286 amino acids. The transcript has 2 exons.